AUGGUGAAGAAAGAUCCCAAGCAAAUGCCCGAUGAAAUAACCAAGAGAAUGCAGGUUGAAGCAAAUUCCUUAUACCUAAAGGAAGAAUUUGGAGACUUAUCCUUUUGGCCAAAUGAAGCAGGUCGCUUUAACACUACUCAUCUGGAGGAUGGUACAUCAGUUGAGGUGAUGGGAGAUAUGGCCAGCACAUCUAGCCAAGAGCAGCAGCAUUCUGUACAAUCCUUCUCAUAUAGCACUACUCCAACUUUGACCAAGUCAACACCUGGUGCCACUCCUCUGUUUGGUGGUAGAAGACGGAAAAAUGCUGUGAUAGUUAAGAUAAUCCAUGCUCAGAUGUCAUUAAGAAAUGAAAAAAACAAUCCAACCUUUCUAGAGAUAGGGCAAACGUACAUAAAUAUAAACGAAGAAAAUGCAAAUGUCAAUUUUCUAACAACGAAAGCAAAAGAAUCAUUCCAUGAUGAAGCAAUUGAAUUGGUCACCAGCAAUGGCUUAAAAAUCAUGGACAAUGAGGGAACAAGAGGUUUGAGCUUUUGGAAAUGUGCAAGUAGAAAGAUAUAUGCCGUGAAGGCAAAUCCCAGAGGUAUUAAAGGAGUGAAUAAAUCAAAGGAGAAGAAGAUUACUUCCCAUUAUGUUUCGGAUGAUAGUGAUGAUGAAUUUGUAUCCAAGAAUAAGAAAGCAAAAUUUGUCACCAGCACUGAUUUUGAACAACUAAAGUCACAAUUACAUGAGAUGAAAGGGAUGAUAAAUGAUAUACUUCAAGUUAACCAGUCGGUUUCUUUGCCAGUGGGGCUUGUGAAGCUUGUUCGUGAUGCCUUCAUGUGUAAAAUUUGCCAUGAAACACCCAUAAAACCACCAGUUAUAGCAACAAAGUGUUGCUGUACUCUGCUUGGGUGUGAGGUCUGUGUUAACACAUGGUACAAUGGAACUGACAGUUUAAGUAAGAAAUGUCCAUAUUGUAACGAGCCACGAGGGUAUGCUUCAACAUACCAGUUUAAGGGUCUUGACGAGUUCUUGGCUGCUCUAGGAAAUAUGAUCAAGGGUGCAGACAAUGAUGUUGAAUAA
Molecule: messenger RNA, 1062 nt
Organism: Dendronephthya gigantea
Lineage: Eukaryota; Metazoa; Cnidaria; Anthozoa; Malacalcyonacea; Nephtheidae
Exons: 3
Coding region: 1-1062 (353 amino acids)
Source: RefSeq, a predicted model, not a curated record